Molecule: messenger RNA, 6401 nt
Organism: Equus quagga
Lineage: Eukaryota; Metazoa; Chordata; Mammalia; Perissodactyla; Equidae
Gene: ICE2
Product: interactor of little elongation complex ELL subunit 2
Exons: 14
Coding region: 205-2727 (840 amino acids)
Biological process (GO): snRNA transcription by RNA polymerase II; snRNA transcription by RNA polymerase III; positive regulation of transcription by RNA polymerase III
Cellular component (GO): transcription elongation factor complex
Source: RefSeq, a predicted model, not a curated record
GCGGCGCGAUCACGUUCUUUAAAUACGGCCUUGCUAGAGCGCGCGACAGUGAGAGGAGUGGGAUGGAGUGUGCAUGGAGUGGGGCUCGUGCUUGGGGCCAGAGCCCGGCGGACCACGAGAUUCGGGAUAAAAUCCUGCCUCCGCUGGACCCUGCACUGCCAGGCAGCAGAAUUCUGACCCAGAGUGAAGCAGAAAUCUAGGAAUAUGAGCUCCAUGAUGGCCAUGGGUGAACCAAGGCUGAACUGGGAUGUUUCCCCAAAAAAUGGCCUUAAGACAUUUUUCUCUCGAGAAAAUUAUAAAGAUCAUUCCAUGGCUCCAAGCUUAAAAGAACUGUGCAUUUUAUCUAACAGACGUAUAGGAGAAAAUUUGAAUGCCUCAGCAAGUUCUGUAGAAAAUGAGCCGGCAGUUAGUUCAGCAACUCAAGCAAAGGAAAAAGUUAAAACCACAGUUGGAAUGGUCCUUCUCCCAAAACCAAGAGUUCCUUAUCCUCGUUUCUCUCGUUUCUCACAGAGAGAGCAGAGGAGUUAUGUGGACUUGUUGGUUAAAUAUGCAAAAAUUCCUGCAAAUUCCAAAGCUGUUGGAAUAAAUAAAAAUGACUACUUGCAGUACUUGGAUAUGAAAAAACAUGUGAAUGAAGAAGUUACUGAAUUCCUGAAGUUUUUGCAGAAUUCUGCAAAGAAAUGUGCACAGGAUUAUAAUAUGCUUUCUGAUGAUGCUCGUCUCUUCACAGAGCAAAUCUUAAGAGCUUGUGUUGAACAAGUGAAAAAGUAUCCAGAAUUCUAUACUCUCCAUGAAGUCACCAGCUUAAUGGGAUUCUUCCCGUUCAGGAUAGAGAUGGGAUUAAAGUUAGAAAAAACUCUUCUUGCCUUGGGCAGUGUAAAGUAUGUGAAAACAGUAUUUCCAUCAAUGCCUGCAAAGUUGCAGCUCUCAAAAGAUAACAUAUCUACCACUGAAACAGCAGAACAAACAGCUGCAGCUAUGCAUUAUGAUAUUAGUAAAGAUCCAAAUGCAGAGAAGCUUGUUUCAAGAUAUCACCCUCAGAUAGCUCUAACUAGUCAAUCGUUAUUUACCUUAUUAAAUAAUCAUGGACCAAACUACAAGGAACAGUGGGAAAUUCCAGUGUGUAUUCAACUCAUACCUGUUGCAGGUUCAAAACCAGUUAAAGUAAUUUAUAUUAAUUCACCACUUCCCCAAAAGAAAAUGACAAUGAGAGAGAGAAAUCAAAUCUUCCAUGAAGUUCCAUUAAAAUUCAUGAUGUCUAAAAACACAUCUGUUCCAGUCUCUGCAGUAUUUAUGGACAAACCAGAAGAUUAUAUAUCUGAAAUGGAUUCCGUCUUUGGAAAUGCCCCUUGGAUUCUUGGGAGGGAAAAGAUGUCUUAUGAAGUUAAUGAGUGCCGAAAAAUUGAGACCCUUGAAAAUUUGGAUCUGGAUUUUGAUGAUGAUGUUACAGAACUUGAAACUUUUGGAGUAACCACCACGAAACCAUCGAAGUCACCAAGUCCAGCAAGCACUUCCACAGUAGCCAACAAGAUAGAUACUCCCACAGCCCCCAGCACAGCAGCCACCUCUGUGGCAUCAAAUGCACCAGACAUUUCGGCUCAUUCUAGAAGUUUAUCUCAGAUUCUGAUGGAACAGUUGCAGAAGGAGAAACAGCUGGUGACUGGUAUGGAUAGCGGGCCUGAAGAGUACAAAAAUAAAGACGAUCAGGGAUUUGUACCAUGUGGAGAAAAUGUAUCAAAUUCUGACAAGUCUUUGAUGCAAGAUAGUGACUUGAAAAUGCCAGAUGACUUACGGUUAGAAAGUUCCACGGACAUCGAAACUUCUAAUCAAGGUGAUAUGGCUGUUGAUGUGAUGUAUGCCAAUGAAAGCCUGAGUGCUCUAGAGAACACAGACAAUUCAAAGGAAAAGACCGUGACGUCAGAAGCAGCUAGAACUGAAGAUGAAGUUCUUUGCGAUAGUGAUACAGAUGAAGACUGUUUAAUCAUUGAUACAGAGUGUCAAAGUAAUAGUAGUGGAAAAACAGCCAAUGUGGGUUCUAAUUUAAGUUCUAAACCCGCUAGCCCAAAUUCUUCCUCAGGACAGGCUUCUGUAGGAAACCAGACUAAUACUACUUGUAGUCCUGAAGAGUCGUGUGUUUUAAAAAAACCUAUCAAACGAGUAUAUAAAAAAUUUGAUCCAGUUGGAGAAAUUUUAAAAAUGCAGGAUGAACUCUUAAAGCCAAUUUCCAGAAAAAUACCUGAAUUGCCCUUAAUGAAUUUAGAAAAUUCUAAACACCCUCCUGUUUCCGAGCCACCCUCUGCUCCUUCAGAUGCCUCUGGUUGGCCAAAAUCUGUAUGGCCUUCUGCGUUUCAGAAGCCAAAAGGACGAUUGCCAUAUGAACUUCAGGACUAUGUUGAAGAUACAUCAGAAUAUAUAGCUCCUCAGGAAGGAAAUUUUGUUUACAAGUUAUUUAGCCUGCAAGACCUGUUGUUACUUGUGCGAUGCAGUGUCCAGAGGAUAGAGACCAGACCGCGUUCUAAAAAACGGAAGAAAAUCAGAAGACAAUUUCCAGUUUAUGUGCUACCAAAAGUGGAGUAUCAAGCUUGUUAUGGAGUUGAAGCUCUGACUGAAAGUGAACUUUGUCGCUUAUGGACUGAAAGUUUAUUGCAUUCCAACUGCUCAUUUUAUGUUGAUCUACUAGUGAGAAAGCCUCGCAGUUUUUAUUCAUCUGGUAAUGUAUUUUUUUAAUUUUAUCUCUGUUCUUGAAGGAUAAACAUUUCAUUGUUUCCUGGCUGCUUUUGUUUCUGUUGAAAAGUCAGUUGGAAAUCUUAUUUUUGUUCCUUUGAAAGUAAUAUGUCUCUUUUCACUGGCAGACUUUAAAUUUUAUCUUUCUCGCUGGUUUUCAACAAUUUUCCUAUGGUGUGCCCAGGAUAGGUUUUUGUUGUAAGUAUUCCUUUGGGGGUUCAUAUUGCCCUUUGAAUAUGUGGUUUGAUGAUUUUCAACGGUUUUGGAGAACUGUCAGUUAUUAUCUCACCAAGCAUCACUUCUUCCUCAUUCUACCCUCCUCCUCUGGGAUUUCAGUUGCGAUAUGUUACAUCUUACCGUAUCCAUAAUGUCCCUUACAUUCUUUUCGGUAUUUACCUGCCUUUUGACUCUUCAUGCAUCAUUCUUGAUAUUUCCUCCUAGUUUACUAAUGCUCUCUUCAGCUGUCUCUAAUAUACUGUUUAACUUGUCAUCUGAGUGCUUAAUUUCAAUUUUUGUAUUUUUCAGUUCUAGAUUUUACAUUUGGUUCUUUUUUAUAGGUUAUAGUUUUCUACAGAAAUUCUCAAUCUUGUCAUUUCUUAAGCAUAUUAGGCAAAAUUAUUUUAAGGUCUGUGUCUGGUACCUCUGUUGUCUAGGUUCCUCAUUGGUCGUUUCUUUAUCUUUUGUGUAUCAGUUUCCUAGGGCUACUGUAACAAAGUACCACAGGCUGGGGGCUUAGAACAACAGAGAUCAUUGUCUCACAGUUCUGGAGCCUAGAAAUCCAAAAUCAGAGUGUCACAGGACCAUGCUCCCCCUGAAACCUGUAGGAGAGCCCUUCCUUGCCUCUUCUGCCUUCUGGUGUUUGCCAGCAAUCCUUGGCAUCCUUGGCUUUUAGAUACAUCACUCUCAUCUUUGCCUCUGUCAUCAUGUAGCAUCUUCUUGUGUGUGUCUCUCUUCUUAUAAGGACACCGGUCAUAUUGGAUCAAAGGCCCACCCUACUCCACUGUGACCUUAUCUUAACUAAUCACAUCUGCAACAAUCCUGUUUCCAAGGAAAGUUAUAUUCUGAGAUACUGGGAGUAGGGGCUUCAACAUAUCUUUUGGGGGGGCACACAAUUCAUCCCAUAACACGUUUCCCCCCUUUUUUGUUAUCCCAUGUUGUUAAGUUGUAUGUCAGGCUGUUGUUUAUCAAGGGCCAGAUAGCAGACAUGAAAACUUGUUGAGGUAACGUGAGAGUUAAAAUGUUACCUUUCUCUAGACAUGAUUUCUUUUAUUUGCUUUUGACAAGUGGCCUGCCACACUAGCAAUACUGGUUUACCUGAAUCCAGUUACAGGGAUGUAGAUGACUUGAAGCUUGACUUUGGACCCUAGAAAGGCCACUCACUUAUUGCUAGGGUGUCGCCAUUCAGGGUCUGUGCAGAUAAGAGUUAACAGAGCCAACUGACAUUGCCUGUCAUUGGAAAGGCCUGCUCGCAAGGCGGCCGUUGGCUGGUGUCUGGGAACUUGGGCGCCAGACAGUUCCCCACACUGAUAGAUGACUUUCUUCAGCUGCUAAGAAGGGCUGAUUGUGCCUACACUGUUUGUACAAACAAGGUACGUUUUAUUCUGAACAUCUAUUUUCCUUCUGAAAGUCUGGAAUUUUUGUAUGUGCUAGGCAGAGGGUGUCUACACUGAUGAGCCCCCAAUAAAAACCUUGAGUGCUGGGUAUCUGAUGAGCUUCUCUGUUAUACAGAGAAGAGGUAUAAUUCCUUUUUGUUGCUGGAGGAAUUAAGUGUAUCCUGUGUGACUUUUUUAAUUGUGGUAAAAUAUACACGACAUAAAAUUUAUCAUUUUACCCAUUUUAAUGUAUGAUUCAGUGUACAUUUUUUAGUAUAUAAAUCAGUAGCAUUAAGUACGUUCACAGGGUUUUGCAGCCAUCACCACUGUCCAUUUCCAGAACUUUGUCAUCUUCCCAAGCAGAAACUCAGGAGAGGAUUCUUGAAGAUUACACCUGGUUUCCUCUGGCCGUCACCCCACAUGCCUUUGCCUUUUGCUGAUUUCCCUUUUGCUCUGUCUCCUGUUGCUGUAAUAAAUUUUAUCCAUGAGUACAGCUGUAUGCUGACUCCUCUGAGUCCCCUUAGAGAAUCACCAAGCCUGGGGGACCCCUGACACAGGGUCCCAACUCAGAGCUUAAGUGUUUAUCUCAGUGAUAGACCUUGAACUCCAGUUUUUGUUCCUCUAAUCCUGAAGGACUAUUGAAAGCUCCAGUCCAUUUUUUAGCCUGAGUCUCAAUUCUUUUUUCCAGAUUUAACAGACACUCCUAGGAGAAAAGCAGCCCCAAGUGCCAGGCUCACAUUGCUGGAUUUCUUCCUCUGGUGGUUGACUCCUUUACCCUUUACCCACAGAAAUAUAUUCCCAACCCCUUUUCUUUUGCCACUAAAAGAUUAUGUAAUUUAAUUAUUUAUGAUAUUUAUUGGCUGUUUUUCUGUCUUUUGUUUAUUGAUAUAUCCCAAGCACCCAAAACAGCACUUGGCACAUGGAGGUACUCAAUAAAUAUUUUUAGAAUGAAUGAAGUUGGCUUUGAUAAUUGGUUAAAAGAACAGUAAAAGUCAAGGAGAGAAGGGAAAUGGUAGAAAACAAACCAUUGAAUUUAGAUACUUUAUUCUUUUUAUUAUCCCUAGAUGUAUACUGUCCUGCAUCCAAACCAUUGGGAUGCAGGAAGAAAAUAUUAUAACUCUUAUAUAUUUUUUCUCUAAAGAUAUUAGAAAGUAAACAUUAUUCAUAUUAAGUAUGUGGAUUGACAAGUGGUACGCUCUCUUGGAUGUUGUCAUGGAGUCCUGUCACAUAUAAUGUGGAAAGUAUCCUCAUUAUCUCCACAUUGCACACCUCCAGGGAGAUGGUGUGCUCAAUCCAUUCCAUAUGAAUGGCUUCCCCCAGAGUUGUACCAUACACCAUCCUCGGGUAUGUUAAGUAUGAUUUUGUUGCCAAAAAUGAAAGAUGUCACUUAUUUAAAGCAAAAACAAAACUUCUAUAUAUUUAUACUUUCAAGACUUAGAAUCAGAUUAGAAAAAAAUCUCUUUUGAAGUUUCCCAAAGAGCCUCAAGGAUAGGAAUGUAGCUCCUAUCUAAAAUUUGUAAGAAAAACUGAUUUAACAUCAGGGAAAGUGGACAUUCACUAGUAGAAUUUGAGCAGAAACCCUUGUGUAAUUGGUGUGUGGUGUUAAAAACAAUCAGCGUCAUUCUUUAGCCCAGCAAGGAGGCACUCGCUCCAGUUGGGUCUAUGUAUCAUUAUGGGUAUCAGUUUUAGCUAUGACAGCCAUUAUAAUCUAUAGCAAAAUGAACUUUCAGUCCAUCCUUCAAAUAGUUGUAUCACACAGUAUUAAAACAAGGUUUUUCAAAACAACGAAGCAUAGUUACUCAUGUAUUGCGUAUCACAGGCAUACCUCAGAGCUGCAGUUCAGUUCCAGCCCACUACAAUAAAGCAAAUAGUGCAAUACAGUCACAUGAAUUUUUUGGUUUCCCAGUAUGUAUAAAAAAGUUAUGUUUACACUAUACUGUAGUCUGUGUUAAGUGUGCGAUCGCCUUGUCUAAAAAAACCAAUAUCCAUACCUUACUUAAAAAAAUGCUUUAUUCUUGGGGCCGGCCCUGUGGCCAAGUGGUUAAGUUCGUGCACUCCGCUAUGGUGGCCCAGGGUUUCGCCGGU